AUGAGCUAUGUAAGAAGCAAAGUCUCCGCCUUUAAAACGCUGCGCACGGGCGCGUGGUCUCCAGGAAUAUUGUUCUGCGAUCAGUGUGUCAUGAGGAACACAGACAUGCGCCUUCACCUCAGAAGUUACUGCGUGUUUCUGACAGGAACACGCGCUUACAGUCGCGGGAGAGACUCUGACCCGUCAGCUUCACCCCACAGUAACCGAACCGCGUAUUACGACAUCCUGAACAUUUCCCCGAACGCGACGCAGGCGCAGAUCAAGACAGCCUAUUAUAAACAAUCCUUCAUCUAUCAUCCGGACCGAAACCGCGGCGACGAUGCCGCGCGACGCUUCGCUCUCAUCGCGGAAGCGUACAGUGUGCUCGGUAGCGUCGCCCUCAGGAGGAGAUACGACCGUGGAGUACUGACGCACACUGACGCGCAGGCCGCCGGGCGACCAUCAUCAUCACCCCGGCACCAGGUGUCUCGACGCGCGCCGGACGCUUUCGUGAACGCUCCCUUCGACUUCGACGCGUUCUACCAAGCUCACUAUGGCGAGCAGCUGCAGAGAGAGAAACAGAUGAGACACAAACGAGAAGAAUUUCAGCGUCAGCAGCGGGAAGAGUUCACGAGAUGGAAAGUGAGAAAAUUGACUGAGAUGACAGUGGGAUUUCUGCUGCUGUCCGGAGGAGUUCUCUUCAUCAACUUAAGAUCAACUUAAAUCAUCAUUGUUAUCAAAUCUCCUGAAACGAGUUGUUUUCUUCUGUAAUAUUCGAGUCACUGUCUCGUGUUGGACUAAACCUCGUUUUUUCAAAUCCAAGAAACACAUUUUAUUUGCCAGAAUGAAAAUCUUUGAUUUCU
Molecule: messenger RNA, 842 nt
Organism: Triplophysa dalaica
Lineage: Eukaryota; Metazoa; Chordata; Actinopteri; Cypriniformes; Nemacheilidae
Gene: dnajc30b
Product: DnaJ (Hsp40) homolog, subfamily C, member 30b
Exons: 1
Coding region: 1-702 (233 amino acids)
Source: RefSeq, a predicted model, not a curated record